This is a messenger RNA of Lolium rigidum, 2863 nucleotides long. RefSeq lists its product as uncharacterized. The record is from RefSeq and is a predicted model, not a curated record. The transcript is spliced from 3 exons. Bases 30 to 2756 code for a protein of 908 amino acids. Lineage: Eukaryota; Viridiplantae; Streptophyta; Magnoliopsida; Poales; Poaceae.
GCUACGACGCAGCGGCGGCGGCGCCGACGAUGGCUAUCCCUGCUAGCCAGAUCUCAACACAGAAAAGCGAUAGACAGUGGAUGGCGAGCGAGCGACUGUUCGAGGGGGUUGGGAAUAUUAAUUCUUGCCGCCCUGAGAUGCAGAUGCAGAAUAUGUUUGGUGCGAGGAAGCCCACAUGCCUUGAUCAUAUGAUCGAAGAACUCGAAAGGGCUGACAAGGAAUUCCCCGUCUGCGUUCAGAAGACACGUCGGUCGGUUGAUCAGGGGUCUAUUCUGCGCGACCUUGGUCGCCCAUUUACUUAUGGACUCAGAAGGGCUCACAAGAAUCGGUACUCCUCCUCUGGGAGGGUAUGUUCGUUGGUUCGUCCGCUGCCUAGAAGGUAUGGACUGCGUAAAUUUGAUGCUCUUAUGUGUGAGAUGGACAGAGCGGAAACCCUCCUGGAGAAGCAGGACAUUUGCCCGGAAGGUACCCAUGAGGUGGAGGAGGAGACAACCGUGGAGCUUCAGCUCAAGGAUUUGAACAUAUCCGGAUUCAAAUUGGACAAGUCGGUGCUCCAGCCAGAUCAUGACAGCCCUGCCAAAGAAAAUCUGGCAUCUUUCUUCCUCCCAGAUGGUGAUGAUACUGACGGUGGUGGUGAUGAGGAAGAGGAGGAGAUGGAGGAGCAGGUCAUUUGCCAGGAAUGUACCCAUCAGGUGGAGGAGACGACAACUGUGGAGCUUCAGCUCAAGGAUUUGAACAUAUCCGGAUUCAAACUGGACAAGUCGGUGCUCCAGCCAGAUCAUGCCGGCCCUGCCAAAGAAAAACUGGCAUCUUUCUUCCUCCCAGAUGAUGAUGAUACUGAUGGUGGUGGUGAUGAUGAGAAAGAGGAGGAGAUGGAGGAGCAGGUCAUUUGCCAGGAAUGUACCCAUCACGUGGAGGAGACGACAACUGUGGAGCUUCAGAUCAAGGAUUUGAACAUAUCCGGAUUCAAAUUGGACAAAUCGGUGCUCCAGCCAGAUCAUGCCGGCCCUGCCAAAGAAAAACUGGCAUCUUUCUUCCUCCCAGAUGAUGAUGAUACUGGUGAUGGUGGUGAUGAUGAGAAAGAGGAGGAGAUGGAGGAGCAGGUCAUUUGCCAGGAAUGUACCCAUCAGGUGGAGGAGACGACAACUGUGGAGCUUCAGAUCAAGGAUUUGAACAUAUCCGGAUUCAAAUUGGACAAAUCGGUGCUCCAGCCAGAUCAUGCCGGCCCUGCCAAAGAAAAACUGGCAUCUUUCUUCCUCCCAGAUGAUGAUGAUACGGAUGGUGGUGGUGAUGAUGAGAAAGAGGAGGAGAUGGAGGAGCAGGUCAUUUGCCAGGAAUGUACCCAUCAGGUGGAGGAGACGACAACUGUGGACCUUCAGCUCAAGGAUUUGAACAUAUCUGGAUUCAAACUGGACAAGUUGAUACUCCAGCCAGAUCCUGCUGGCACUGCCAUAGAAAAACUGGAAUCUUCCUUCAUCGUAGACGAUGAUGAUACUGAUGGUGCUGGUGAUGAUGAGAAAGAGGAGGAGAUGGACAGUGACAAUUCCCCUAUGGAGGAGCAGGUGCGGAGUAUUGGCUCAAAGUUCGUAUUGGAGAUGGUGGCAGAGACGGUGCUGGUUCCGGCUUAUUUGAGCACGUUGGACAUGUCCAUAGUUGAACCAGUAUCUUCCAGAUUGGAGGUUCAUGACCAUGAGGAGAUCGACAGAGGCAAAUCGGACGAACAAUUAACCAUGGAAAAGGAGGAGAUGGCUGCUGAGGAAGAGGAUUUUAUGUUUUACAGAAGUGACUGGGAAUCUUCAUGGGGAUCGGACGGGUGUGGUUUCUUCGAAGACAUGACGCAAGUCAGUUCCAUGCACUUCACACACUUGACACCUAAACGCAACACCUUAGACAAUGGCAUCAUGGAGUCCACCUUGCAGAUCUUCUCCAUCAAACUCACAGAAAUAAAAGGUGGCUUCAAAUGGCCAUUGUCUGUGUACGGAGUGGUUGCUGCCCGGGAUGCUGUUGAUCACAAUCGCAACCUUCUCUUCUGUUGCAAUAGAAGGAGGAGUCAGAAAAUCAAGCAAGAUGAUCCUUUUUUGCGCUUGGUGGGUCCAUCUCGUGCAAUUGUGUUCACAGAUCCUGUUGAAUUUGAAAUUCAACUGAAAGUUCAAUUUGGAGCACUGACUCAAGAUAGAGCAUUGAUUAGUGGGACUUACCAUUAUGCUGGACGUGGUCAUGGUGUAAAAACGAUUUGCUUUGAGAACUGCUUCUGCAAAGUAGAGAUAAGCUUGGAGCGAGUUGUAGAGACGGUCCAGGCCACUAUCUGCAGUGUCCGUGUUGUCAAACAGGGGUCACAGCUUUUUAAAUAUGGAUGUAGAGUUGCUUGCUCCAUGGCAUCAUGUUCAUGUGUGCUCAUUGAUGGUAAAGCCACUUAUGCUACUCAUGCCCCAUCUGGUGAAGUUGUGCUGCUUAAUUCUCAUUGUCCAGCAAUGUCUGUGGGUUCAGAAGGUUAUGUUGAUCUGGACCGGCGUGUUGUUUCUGUACAACUUGAUGGAAGCCUGGAAGUAGUCAUACAAGCUUACUCUGUAUCCGGUGAUAUCGCUGAGCAAGGUCAAGUCUUCUUCACACCUAAAUCCUGUAGUGUAAGUCAGGAUAAAUGUUAUGUUGGUGACACUCAGGUGGAGAUUAGUGUUGCUUGGUCCCUUCUUGUUGAGAACAAGCGUUAUAUUGCGGGAAAUGGAUGGGUAUUUGAAACUUCCCAUCUCGAUCACUGAUUCGGCUUUUUAAGUGCCUUCAGUUUUAGCCAUCAAUUAGUAGCUAUGCAAGAUGUUGAACUGUUCGUGUAUCGACUAUUGCUUAUGCUAUCUGACUCUGUUCUGUU